UAUAUCUGAGAUAGCUACCACGUGACACUAGCCCCUAAUGAUACAGCAAGGGUGCUCUAUUGGUCGAUGCACAUCUCACUGUUGCCUAGCGAAACCUACCGAGCGUAUAAAGAACAAAAACCAGAAACUCAACUAUCAUCUCAUAUUUAAGCUGACUUCAAGUAAUAUCAAUUUAUUCAUAUACCGUUUUUAUUUGCAUCACCAUGUCUGUGUUCGCCCCCAAAAUCGCCCCAGCAGAACUCCAAGAGCCCCCCUCCGCCAUCGACCAAAAAGCCCAGAUCCUCGUAGACCACAUACGGAAAAGCAAGCACUUUAUUGCUUUCACGGGUGCCGGGAUCUCCACUUCUGCGGGCAUCCCCGACUUCCGCGGCCCAGAGGGCAACUGGACGCUGCGCGCCCAAGGGCGGCAGCGCACGGAAAAAGUAAACACAUUAACUGCUAUUCCGACGCCUACGCAUAUGGCGUUGGUGGAGCUGCAGAAUCGGGGGAUGUUGAAGUAUCUUGUUAGUCAGAACUGUGAUGGACUGCAUAGGCGGAGUGGAAUAUUGCCAGGCCGCAUAUCCGAACUCCACGGCAACAGCAACCGCGAAUUCUGCCAGAGCUGCGGAAAGGAGUAUCUCCGCGACUUCCGCGCGGUCGCCACCUACGAGAAAAGCGACCAUGACCACCGCACGGGCCGGCGCUGCGCGCUCCCAAACUGCGCCGGCCCCCUCCUCGACAGCAUCGUCAACUUCGGCGAAGACCUGCCCGCCAAGCAUCUCUCCUCCGCCCGCGCGCACGCCAAGCAAGCAGAUCUGUGCCUCACGCUCGGCUCCUCUCUCACCGUGACGCCCGCGAACGAAAUCCCAGCCGUCGUCGGCAAGCGGAAGGGCGGGAAGCUGGUGAUCUGUAACCUUCAACCCACGCCGCUCGACGACCUCACCAGCGUACGGAUCUAUUCAAAGACGGAUGAGCUGAUGACGGGAGUUAUGGCGAAGCUCGAGAUCCCGAUUCCGCCGUUUGUGCUGCGGCGGCGGUUGGUGGUUGAGAUGGAGAGCGCGGGGGGUGCGAAGCCGCGGCACGCGAUGACGAUUAGCGGGGUUGAUGUGGACGGGACGCCGGCGACGUUUCUGCAGUCGGUGAAGCUGAAGGAUAGCAGACGGGUGGUGCGGGCGGAGCCGUUUGUGAUUAGUUUCCGGGAGGAGUUGGAGGAGGGGAGGGAGUUGAGGUUGGAGCUGGAGUUUAUGGGACAUUAUGGCGAGUGCAAUGCGGAGGUUGUGCAUGUUUUUAGCGGGGACCGGGGGUCACGGAGCGAGCAUUUGCUGGAGUAUGAGGUUGGUGGGCAAGGGUGGGUGGUGUCACAGGUGUAGUAAAGCAGAGACUUGAAAGAGAGUCUAGAACAAAAAGAUACCAAGCUAGAUACCCCCUUGUCAUCGCCGAAAGUCAUAAUUUAGAGAGCAGGCUCCUUGCCUCUUCGUUAAGCCGUUCGCCGA
Mytilinidion resinicola is the source of this 1472-nucleotide messenger RNA. Its product is annotated as NAD-dependent deacetylase sirtuin-7. The coding region runs from base 204 to 1349 and encodes 381 amino acids. Gene Ontology annotation, molecular function: NAD+ binding. The record is from RefSeq and is a predicted model, not a curated record. NCBI's taxonomy places the organism in Eukaryota, Fungi, Ascomycota, Dothideomycetes, Mytilinidiales, Mytilinidiaceae. The transcript has 3 exons.